This is a messenger RNA of Tinamus guttatus (white-throated tinamou), 693 nucleotides long. NCBI's taxonomy places the organism in Eukaryota, Metazoa, Chordata, Aves, Tinamiformes, Tinamidae. The record is from RefSeq and is a predicted model, not a curated record.
AUGGGCAAUGCCACGAGCUGCAUCCGUGUGGGGCACACCGGGCGUAGCGGCAAUGCCCUGCACCCCGACAGGAGUUGCACAGGCCUCAAUAAAAGGGGGAGGAGCACUUUCUCAGAAACAUUAUAUAGUGCUGUUCACUUUUUUUCAGGGCUUCUUACCAGAUUGCAGACUUCAGCUCCCACCAUACGAACUCUAUCAACAUCAAGGUCUCACUCUCAAAGCCUCCCAAGGUCUUUGUGGAAACUGGGCCGGCUUAAUCACGUAGCAAUUGCAGUGCCUGACCUGGAGAAGGCCCAGGCUUUGUACAAGGACGUGUUAGGCGCACGGGUGAGCGAGGCUGUUGCUCUUCCUGAACAUGGUGUCUACACUGUUUUUGUGGAGCUGGGAAAUACAAAGCUGGAACUUCUACACCCUCUGGGAGAAAAAAGUCCCAUAUUGAACUUUCUGCAAAAAAACAAGACGGGAGGGAUGCAUCAUAUAUGCAUUGAGGUUGAUGACAUAAAAGCAGCUGUGACAGAACUGAAGGAAAAAAAGAUCCGAAUAUUGAGUGAAGAGCCAAAAAUAGGUGCACAUGGCAAACCUGUGAUCUUUCUUCACCCUAAAGAUUGCCACGGAGUCCUGGUGGAACUUGAGCAAGCUUGAGUUGUAAUAUUCAUAUAGUAAAACAAUAAACUACUUGUGAAGUUACUGAAA